AUGGAGAGUGAUCCUGCCUCUGCUAAGCGCAACUCGUCGAGUCCGUUAAGCACGAGAACGACAUUUGAUACUACACCUCAAACGCCAGAAGAAUCUGAAGCUGCCCGGCUGUACGACUACCAUCUCAGUCUUCUAAGGCCGAGCUCCACCCAGCAAGGACUCCAGGAGGUCACGAUAGCACCAAUAUUUACCAUGCCCGUUCUCAUGCAUGCCGAAGCCGCUGUCAACAAGCGUUCUUCUCCGGCAUUCCCACAGUACGGCUUACUAGCUGGUAAAGUCGACGCCGUACGACAAGAUUCGGGAGGUAACGGGCCAGGUCACCCAUCUAGCCAAGACCCUCGUAUCUUCUUCAACAUCGCAGCUCCAUCGAGCACAUUUAUUUGCGGCUUUCAAGGUUCCGGGAAGAGCCAUACCCUCUCGUGCUUGCUAGAGAAUUGCUUGAUUCCCUCCAAUGCCAACAGACUCCCACACCCCUCACGGGCCUUGUUUUCCAUUACGACACAGUACGUAUCAUGCGUUAGCAACAUCAAAGUUGAACCGCUGCGGAUUAGCGAAGGCGACCUAAACACCAAGCGCAUGCUCGACUUGAUGGCUGUGAGCCGUGACGAUGGACCGAUGCCACUGUACUUGCACGCCGUCUAUCGCAUCCUGCGAGAGAUGCGCAUAGAACAGCAGGAAAUGGGAACGGCAUUUAACUACGCCAGUUUCAAGGAGCGCCUUGCACAGACAGCGAUGACUCCAGCUCAGCUUGGCCCACUCCACCAGCGGCUUGAGACUCUGGAAAGCUUCAUGCCAACACGCAGAUAG
Molecule: messenger RNA, 807 nt
Organism: Venustampulla echinocandica
Lineage: Eukaryota; Fungi; Ascomycota; Leotiomycetes; Helotiales; Pleuroascaceae
Exons: 2
Coding region: 1-807 (268 amino acids)
Source: RefSeq, a predicted model, not a curated record